Pseudomassariella vexata is the source of this 270-nucleotide messenger RNA. RefSeq lists its product as uncharacterized. Gene Ontology annotation, cellular component: Lsm1-7-Pat1 complex; U4/U6 x U5 tri-snRNP complex; U6 snRNP. Gene Ontology annotation, molecular function: RNA binding. Gene Ontology annotation, biological process: mRNA splicing, via spliceosome. NCBI's taxonomy places the organism in Eukaryota, Fungi, Ascomycota, Sordariomycetes, Amphisphaeriales, Pseudomassariaceae. The record is from RefSeq and is a predicted model, not a curated record. The transcript has 5 exons. The coding region runs from base 1 to 270 and encodes 89 amino acids.
AUGGCGGCUGCUGCGCCUACCGCGUCUUCCCUGCUCCCUCUCGAGCUCAUCGACAAGUGUGUCGGCUCGAAAAUAUGGGUAGUCAUGAAGGGAGACAAGGAAUUCAGCGGAACGUUGUUAGGCUUCGAUGACUAUGUCAACAUGGUGCUUGAGGACGUGACCGAGUUUGACUACUCCGGAAACCACACCAAGCUUGCUAAGAUCCUUCUGAAUGGCAACAAUAUUUGCAUGCUGAUACCUGGAGGAGAAGGACCUGUCGCGGCAUCAUGA